AUGACAGACUCGGAAAUCGUACUCUACAUUUGGCCGGGACAAUGGGGUCUCCGUUCAUUCGAACCUAUGUGUCUUGCGGCGGUUAUCUUUUUGCAGCUCUCCAUUCCUGGAAAAUUCUCCGUUGUCGAGUGUACGAAUCCGGAGCUGUCGCCGACUGGAACUUUACCCUUUCUUUCCCACCAACAACACGUCGUGGCGACUCUGUCGGCUAUAAUGAAGUACGUUACGGGACUGCAUGAGAAAAACUCGCGCAUCGCUGUAUCGUUAACGGCAUCCCCCAAAGCCCAGAACGUUGCGUGGUAUGAGCACUGCGUGUCUAGCAUUGGUGACUUGGUGUCACAUGUCUUUUACGCUCAGCACGCGAAUUGGAACGAGCUGGUGUACCCGGCCCUAGCAAAAAUGUAUCCCAUACCCCAGCGAUACUAUGUGCCGCUCAGAAUCCGUGACAUAUAUCGGAAGCGGCUGGAAGCGUCAGACCUCUGGACAUUGCCAGGCGAAGAAUUAGAAAAGAAAUCCUUCAUAGAACGCUCCAAGCCUGAUAUCGAACAGCCAGAAAAGCACAAGGAUCGCUUCUUGCGCGUUUUCGAACGCGAAAAGGUUGCGGAGAAGGCGCGCGCCAUCUUUGACAUAUAUUCCCGGUUGCUGGAUACGAAGGCAUAUUUCUACGCCGAUAGUCCCACAAGCUUGGAUAUCUUGGUUGCUGCACAUAUUCGGAUUCUGACACAAACGCCCUUCCCUGAUGCCCUUUUGAAGGAACUUCUCAAAAGCUCUUAUCCUUCAUUAGUUUCACACGCGGACCGCAUUAUUUCGCUAGCGUUCUCAUCGCCUGAUUCCGUCGUGUCCACUUCACGACGGAAGCACUCCCUGAUGUCGUUAGCUCCGCGUUUCAAUCUCAGGCGAUCAUCGAAAGCUGGGGCAGAACCUAGGUUUGAUGCUUACACCUGGUUGUGGUUUGGUCUUGCUGUUGGUGGCGCCGCGUUGUACAUAUCCAAAGUACCUUUCUUGGAUGAUUUGUACUGA
Molecule: messenger RNA, 1020 nt
Organism: Desarmillaria tabescens
Lineage: Eukaryota; Fungi; Basidiomycota; Agaricomycetes; Agaricales; Physalacriaceae
Exons: 5
Coding region: 1-1020 (339 amino acids)
Biological process (GO): mitochondrion organization
Cellular component (GO): SAM complex; cytoplasm
Source: RefSeq, a predicted model, not a curated record